Molecule: messenger RNA, 2609 nt
Organism: Mytilus californianus (California mussel)
Lineage: Eukaryota; Metazoa; Mollusca; Bivalvia; Mytilida; Mytilidae
Product: dehydrogenase/reductase SDR family member 11-like
Exons: 7
Coding region: 29-787 (252 amino acids)
Molecular function (GO): oxidoreductase activity
Source: RefSeq, a predicted model, not a curated record
UUAUAUCAAGAGUUCAUUAAUUAGAACAAUGGAAAGGUGGGCAGGUCGUGUUGCUCUUGUAACUGGUGCAUCUGUUGGCAUUGGUGCCGCUAUUGUGCGACAGCUUGUUAAAAAUGGGAUGAAAGUUGUAGGCUGUUCAAGAAAUAUCGAUAAAAUUGAGGCACUUAAAACGGAAUUAUCAUCUGCCAAAGGUAAGGUAAUACCUGUGAGAUGUGACCUGAAAAAUGAACAAGAUAUUAUGGAUAUGUUUACCAUGAUCAAACGAGAUCUAGGUGGUGUAGAUGUUUGUGUCAACAAUGCUGGAUUAGCACAUGCUGCUCCACUACUGAGUGGGGAAACAAAAGAUUGGAGAGAAAUGGUGGAUGUAAAUAUCAUUGGGUUGACAAUUUGCACAAGAGAGGCUGUCAAACAAAUGAGAGAAAAGGGUGCAAAUGAUGGACAUGUAUUUCUGCUGAACAGUAUGUCUGGUCAUCGAGUAAUCCCUUCACCUAAUGGUCAUUUUUAUUCAGCUACCAAAUUUGCUGUGACUGCUCUUGGAGAUGGUAUCAGAAACGAACUGCGAGAAAUGAAAUCACAAAUAAGAAUCACGUCGAUCAGCCCAGGGCUUGUUGAAACAGAGUUCGCCUACAGGAUGCAGAAAAAUGAUGAAAAAGCUAAGGCGUUAUAUGAAAGUAUUAAGUGUCUCCAAGCCGAUGAUAUAGCUGAUGCGUUAGUCUAUGCUUUAGGUGCUCCAGCGCAUGCUCAGGUACACGACAUUUUGAUACGCCCAACAGACCAAGUCAGCUGAUAUGUUUCUAACAUUUUUUAUGAUAUAAUUUCCAUAUGAAUUUUUAUUUUCAUUAUUAUCUUGCUCUUGCCAAUGUAUUCCUUUUUAGCUCACCUGGCCCGAAGGGCCAAGUGAGCUUUUCUCAUCACUUGGCGUCCGUCGUCCGUCGUCCGGCGUCGUCCGGCGUCGUCCGUCGUCGGCGUUAACUUUUUACAUUUUGAACUUCUUCUAGAGAACCACUGAAUGGAAUGAAACCAAACAUGGCAUGAAUGUUCCUUAUGAGGUGCUGACCAAGUGUUGUUACUUUGUAGCCGAUCCAUCAUCCAAGAUGGCCGCCAGUGGGGGACUUAGUUUAACAUAGGACCCUAUGGGAAAUGCAUACAAAUGACUUCUUUUAGAGAACCACUAAAUGGAAUGAAACCAAACAUGGCAUGAAUGUUCCUUAUGAGGUGCUCACCAAGUGUUGUUACUUUGUUGCCGAUCCAUCAUCCAAGAUGGCCGCCAGCCGGGGACUUAGUUUAACAUAGGACCCUAUGGGAAAUGCAUACAAAUGACUUCUUUUAGAGAACCACUGAAUGGAAAAAAACCAAACAUGGCAUGAAUGUUCCUUAUGAGGUGCUGACCAUGUGUUGUUACUUUGUAGCCGAUCCAUCAUCCAAGAUGGCCGCCAUCGGGGAACUUAGUUUAACAUAGGACCCUAUGGGAAAUACAUACAAAUGUCUUCUUUUAGAGAACCACUGAAUGGAAUGAAACCAAACAUGGCAUGAAUUUUCCUUAUGAGGUGCUGACCAAGUGUUGUUACUUUGUAGCCGAUCCAUCAUCCAAGAUGGCCUCCAGCGGGGGACUUAGUUUAACAUAGGACCCUUUGGGAAAUACAUAAAAAUGUCUUCUUUUAGAGAACCACUGAAUGGAAUGAAACCAAACAUGGCAUGAAUGUUCCUUAUGAGAUGCUGACCAAGUGUUGUUACUUUGCAGUCGGUCCAUCAUCCAAGAUGGCCACCAGCAGGGGACUUAGUUUAACAUAGGACCCUAUGGGAAAUACAUACAAAUGUCUUCUUUUAGAGAACCACUGAAUGGAAUGAAACCAAACAUGGCAUGAAUGUCCCUUAUGAGGUUCUGACCAAGUGUUGUUACUUUGUAGCCGAUCCAUCAUCCAAGAUGGCCGCCAGCGGGGGACUUAGUUUAACAUAGGACCCUAUGGGAAAUACAUACAAAUGUCUUCUUUUAGAGAACCACUGAAUGGAAUGAAACCAAACAUGGCAUGAAUGUUCCUUAUGAGGUGCUGACCAAGUGUUGUUACUUUGCAGUCGGUCCAUCAUCCAAGAUGGCCGACAGCAGGGGACUUAGUUUAACAAAGGACCUAUGGGAAAUACAUACAAAUGUCUUCUUUUAGGGAACCACUGAAUGGAAUGAAACCAAACAUGGCAUGAAUGUUGCUUAUGAGGUACUGACCAAGUGUUGUUACUUUGCAGUCGGUCCAUCAUCCAAGAUGGCCGACAGCAGGGGACUUAGUUUAACAAAGGACCUAAUAAUUGGGAAAUACAUACAAAUGUCAUCUUUUAGAGAACCACUGAAUGGAAUGAAACCAAACAUGGCAUGAAUCUUCCUUAUGAGAUGCUGACCAAGUGUUGUUACUUUGUAGCCGAUCCAUCAUCCAAGAUGGCCGAUAGCGGGGGACUUAGUUUAACAUAGGACCCUAUGGGAAAUACAUACAAUUGUCUUCUUUUAGAGAACCACUGAAUGGAAUUGAACCAAACAUGGCAUGAAUGUUCCUUAUGAGUUGCUGACCAAGUGUUGUUACUUUGCAGUCGAUCCAUCAUCCAAGAUGGCCGCUAGGGUGGGG